Messenger RNA from Hemibagrus wyckioides, 8833 nucleotides. It is a transcript of the gene sptbn4a, whose product is annotated as spectrin, beta, non-erythrocytic 4a. NCBI's taxonomy places the organism in Eukaryota, Metazoa, Chordata, Actinopteri, Siluriformes, Bagridae. The transcript has 20 exons. The coding region runs from base 659 to 4981 and encodes 1440 amino acids. Gene Ontology annotation, molecular function: phospholipid binding; actin filament binding. Gene Ontology annotation, cellular component: cell projection; cell junction; plasma membrane. Gene Ontology annotation, biological process: actin cytoskeleton organization. The record is from RefSeq and is a predicted model, not a curated record.
UACCAACAUUGGAUUUAAACACUGUGAUUUUUUUCCAACACAACAUUCAUAUCUGUCAGUGUGUGUGUGUGUGUGUGUGUGUGUGUGUGUGCUCCAUUGAAGGCUUGUAUUUUUAGAUUCUCUCAGCUAAAUCGUUUCUCUCUCUCUCUCUCUCUCUCUCUCUCUCUCAACCGCCUCCUACCUCACCCCACCCCAUCCCACACACACAUACACACACACACAGGCACGCGCUGAUGGCUCCUCCCACCCUGCCCCUUCCAUCUCAGCUCGACAUUGGGACAGCGUAGUGAGCGGCGCAGGACCUGGAGCAUCUUCAUAUACACACACAUUCACACACACACACAUACACACACACGCACACACACAUUCACACACGCUUGGCCAUUUUUUCUCUCCAUCUCUUCUUCUGGAGCCUCUUCACCAUGUGAACGUAUCAGUGAUCCUUCGCUUGGACGCAGUGGGAUACAGCAGUACCGUGUGUUUCCUUUUGGAACGUUCCAGCGUGUGCGUGUGUGUUUUUGGAGAGACAUCCUGACGUGUGGAUACUGCAGCACUCUGCUGUGGAGUCGAACCUGGAUGGCAUGAGGACCCAGAUGAGCUCCAGACUCUGAGCUCCCCAUCAUCAUUGCUGCUUUUGCUGCUGCUGAUACUGCCAAGGAUGCUCAUGCCUCGUGAGGGCGGGCGGGAUGAGGCUCAGAAGCUGCACAGAAAAUGGAUGAAACACCAGGCCUUCAUGGCCGAACUGGCUCGCAACAAAGAAUGGCUGGCCAAAAUCGAACAGGAGGGCAAGGAGCUGAUCGAUGAGCAGCCUGAGCUUGGGCCCAUGGUGCACCAGAAGCUGAAAGAGAUGAGGGAAUGCUGGACACAUCUGGAGAGCACCACCAAGGCCAAAGCUCGCCAGCUGUUUGAGACCCAGAACCACAGAACCACAGAUGUUCCACCGCACAGCCUCUUGGAUCUGGACCAGCACCUCAGCAUGCUCCAAGACGAGCCACCACCUUCGUCACACUCCUCACACUCUUCACACACAGCAUACUCCGCACACACCAGCCCCUCGGCCAGUGCCGCCAUCCUGAGCCCUCGAGCUACAUUUAGCCAGCAGCUGCAAAGGAUACAGUCAAUGGAGGCUCAGAUGCAGCUCUAUCCUGGUCUGAUGCAGCUGAAGUCCAACAGUGGACAGAGUGAUGUAGACGGAGGUGACAUGCUGCACCGUGGGCCAAUGGGUUUCGAAGUCCAGGGCUCAGGGGACGUGGCCGAGACGCGAAUUGUGCGUCUGAUUGAACCACUGAAAGAAAGGAGGCGGAUCCUUCUGGCCUCUAAAGAAAUGCACCAAGUCACACAGGACCUGGAAGAUGAGAUCGUGUGGAUUCAGGAGCGAUUACCACUGGUUUCCUCUACUGAAUACGGCACCAAUAUGCAGAGCGUUCAGCAGCUUGUUAAAAACCAUGAGGCAUUGCAGAUGGAAAUGCAGGCCAGAAAAGGGCGUGUCGAGGAGGUGCUGGAGCGAGCCGAGGCAGUUGCCGCCCUUCGCACUCCCGAAGUGGAGAUCAUCAGAGAGGGAGCGAUGCAUGUGAGGCAGCUGUGGGAGGUGCUACAGAUGGAGGGAGAGCGUCGUACCAUGAUGCUGGAUGCAGUAAGCCACGCCCAGCAAUACUACACAGAGGCAGCGAAGGCAGAGUCGUGGCUCAGCGGGCAAAAGCUACAUGUCCUCAAUGAGGAGAACGGCAAUGAUGAAGCGAGCACACUAAGGCUGCUGAAGGAGCAGUUGGCUUUAGAGCAGAAAGUGGAGAAUUACGCAGAGACCGUGGGCUUCCUGUCUCAGCAGUGCCGCCGCAUGCUAGAGCUGGGACAUCCUGACAGUGAGCAGAUCACUAAGCAGCAGGCUCACAUCGACCGGCUCUACGUCUCCCUGAAGGACCUGGUGGAGCAGAAGAAGACCAAGCUGGAGCAGCAGUACUGGCUCUACCAGCUGAAGAAGGAGGUGGAGGCUCUGGAGAAGUGGAUCUCUGAGCGAGAGGCUGUGGCAAGCUCCACUGAGCUCGGAGAGGACCUGGAGCAUGUCACGGCGCUGCAGGAGAGGUUCACAGAGUUCCGGGCAGAAACGAGCACUGUGGGUCAGAGGCAGAUGGACUCAGUGAACAAGAUGGUGAACGAGAUGAUCGACUGUGGUCAUGCAGACGCCGCCACCAUCGCCGAGUGGAAGGACGGCCUGAACGAGUCGUGGGCUGACCUGCAGGAGCUGAUGGAGACCAGAGCACAGAUGCUCGCUGCCUCACACCAGCUCCACAAGUUCUUUACCAACUGCCAGGAGGUGCUGGUGCAGAUUGAAGGGAAGAUGAGACAGUUACCGGAGGUGCGUUCGUGUCAGGUGAGCACCGCCAACCCUGGCACACUACAGAGACUGCUGCACUCCUUUGAACACUCUCUGCAGCUGCUGGUCUCACAGGUGCGCCAGCUACAAGAGAACGCGUCUCAGCUCCGUGCAAUCUACGCUGGAGAGAAGGCCGACACCAUCUUGGUCCGUGAGCAGGAAGUGAUGCGCGCGUGGAAGGAGCUCCUCGUGGCGUGCGAGGGCAGCCGCGUGCAGGUUACCACAGUGACGGACAAAAUCCAGUUCUUUGCCAUGGUGCGUGAGCUCAGCAUGUGGACAGAUGGGAUCAUGGGACAAAUCGGCCCGGUUGAGGACGCACGGGACAUGUCCACUCUGGAGUGCAUGAUCUCCCAGCACCAAAAUCUGAAGAGUAAAAUGGAAAACAAAAGCAAGAGUUUCAUGCAUUGUGUGGAAAUGGGCAAGAUGCUGCUCGCGGCACACAAUCCUGCAGCUGAGGAGGUAAAGGAGAAGUUGGAGUAUGUGAUGGCGAAGCAGAAAGAUCUAAAUGAUAAGUGGGAGCAGCACUGGGAGAAACUCCAACGCAUGCAGAAGCGGUUACAGACUGCACAUACAAGCAAGGCUGAAGGGACGUGGCAUGCCACGAAGGAGUCGCUGAGCAGCGGUGGUGAGGCAGAGGGUGGGGCUGACGAGGUGGAGCAGCUGAUUCGUCGACAUGAAGCGUUCCGUAAGGCGGCAACUACGUGGAAGGAGCACUUCAUCUCUUUACGACAGGCAGAGAAAUUGAAGGAAGAGCAAAGCAAGCAGUCCUCCACCUCAUCUCUCCUCAACAGACAGAUGUUUCCGUUGUCCUGCCUCGUGCCCAGCUCUUCCUCGUCCUCCUCUUCCUCGUCUCUUUUCCGGAGCCCUCUGCAGGACAUGCUUCUUGAGUCCAAAUCUGGUCCAGACCUUACACAUACUCAACAAACUUUUUCCCAGAGGCUCGGAUCUGCGCUGAAUCCCUAUGUUCCUGUCAUGAAUGGCUCCCCCUUCCACAGGCUCAACCAACAAGUCGGGGCACUGGGCACAAACAGCUCCAGUCAAACCGGAUUAAACCAACAGGGUGUUUUGGGGUUGGACAGCUCGAGUUACACUGGCCUAAACCAAGUCGGCAUGUUAGGGACAGACAGCUCGAGCUACACAGGAUUAAACCAACAGGGUGUCACAGGAGCCAAUGGCCUGAACCCCCUCAGUGCUAUGGGUGUGACUGAACCCAAAACCACAUUCGCCUGGCAGCAGCUCAAAGCUGACUUUCAGCCCAGGAUCAACCACAUGCACAAGGCUGUAGGUCCACUGAUGGAGGCCCAGGCUGGGCACCUGGUCCCAGUGGGUGUGCCAAUGGGUACUGAGGCAUCCCUUGAGCUGCUCCACGGACGGCUGCAGAGAGACCCCCGUGGCAGCCGCUCAGACCCGCAGAUGGACCACCUGCGCAGGGAGAGGGAGUACAGGCUCGGGCGUCACACCUCCAGCGAGCAAGAGAUCCAGGCACGGCUAAAUGAACUGCCCAUGAUUGUGCGCCAGGAGAGGCACCAAAGGCGCAAACUAGAGCGCCAGUCAUCCAGCGAGCACGAGGGCAGCGGCAGGCACAGACUUCAGAAACAGGACUCCAGUGACCAGGAGUCUGGGAAAGAAGGGUCAGACAAGAGGCAGGCAGGGGAAAAACGCUCCACCAUGGCUGAGAUUGUUGAACAGGUGCAGGAGAGAGAAGCAUGCUAUGCGAGGGGAGAGGUGUAUCGUCCCCCCAGCAGUCUCUCUGCCCCGGUCUCUCGUCUUGACCGACCUCGAGCUCGUGAUCGUCCAAAACCGCGCAGACGGCCGCGUCCUAAAGAACCCGAGGAGACGCGACGGUCACGGUCAGCGCCAGCUCAGAGUGCGCCAAGCACACCGCAGCCACCCACGCAUACCGUUCACCAGGAGGGCUUCCUGUAUCGCAAACACGAAGAGGAAGGCAAAGAAAAGAGCCCUAACAGCAAGUCAUGGGUGAACCUGUACUGCGUACUCAACAAAGGGGAGAUCGGCUUCUACAAGGAUGCCAGGAACACGACGACCCCGUACAACGACGAGCCGCUCCUCAACCUAGCCAUCUGUACCUUCGACACCACCAAUGGCUACAAGAACAAGAAGAACGUCUUCAUCCUGAGGAGUGAAACCGAUGGGGACUAUAUCUUCCUGGCCAAAGAUGAGGAGGACCUGAAGCGUUGGGUGAACAGCAUAAACGCUAGCCUGAGCGAGAUCGAGGAGAUCGCCAAGUGGGAGAAACCCACCACCUCCUCCACCGACCCUGACAAAUCAGAGCGCAAGGAGCGCUCUGAGGGGGCGGAGCCAUCAGAGAAGUCGGAACGCUCGGAUCGAUCGGACAAGCGAGAGGGGGAGAAAAGCUCCGAAAGCUCCGAAAAGAGGGACACUUUGGAGAGAGCGAGGAUGGAACGAAGAGGGAGGGAGAGAGGAGAGAAGGAAAGAGGGGAGAAGGAGAGGGGAGAAAGAGGAGAGAAAGAAGAGAGAGGAGACAGAGACAAAGAGAGGAAGAGAGAGAGGGAGAGGGAGAGAGAGAAAGAGAGGGAGAGAGGAGAUCGGAGUUCCAGAGGUUCGAGCACCUCGGGGAAAAGUAAAUGAUAGAGUCAACUCAUCAAUCCAUCCAUCCAUCUAUCUUCCCAUAGAUCCACCAAGAGUGGAGGAGAGGAGAAGAACGAGUGCUUUUACUUCUCCCUCACCCCCAUGAUACGCUGGUGGGGUUUUCCUGUCAACACAGCGUCCAAAGAGAGCGUCAGCAAAAGUGUAGGGACGAAUCUUGUCCUAAAAUUAGUAAACAAAGACAAAAAAAAUGUCCCCUAGAUAUCUGAAAAGCCUUUUUAAAGAAAGCAAUAUGAUGUGUGCAGUAGAUGAUUUAAUAUCUGAUUCAUAUUCACCCCCUCUGUGUGUGUGUGUGUGUGUAAAAGCAGGAGAUGAGUGACAAUAGUGUGUGUAUGCCUCUGGGAAAUGUGAAGACACUCAGGACUAGAGAAGACAGGAGAAACACUCACCUGUGGAACCGCACACACUUUAUACGCUCCACCGAUUAGAUCGACGUUGUAACCCCGCUUCAGUUUCCGUACUGAGCCCAUACUAACACAUUCAUUCAGCUCCAGUAAGAGUUUCUAGAUGUAAUCCCUGAAAUAUACAUUUCCUGUACACACUUACUCCAAAAAAAAAAAGUAGUCGAUUGUUCAGGAUAUGUUCAGUGUCUGCAGUUUGCUUCUUCAGGUGUUUGUACCAGAGCUACGAUGCUAACAGAGAUAUCACGUAACAAGAGCUUAAAAUAAAUCACCAGCAAAUCAUCAAAUCAGUGUUUCUCGAAUCCAAGUUCCCAAACCUCAGAAUCUCUAAAUAAAGUCAGCACAUAAACACAUAUAAACUUGAGAAUUUGUACUAGUAAUGUGUGGAAAGUUCAGGAAUAAUAAGCAGCCCGAAGAUUAUAUACAGUACACGUUUACUUCUUAUUUUUCAGUUACUCGUUAAAACCGUGUUCUUUUCCUCUUCAGUGAGUUUAAUAAUCCGAACUUGGAGCUCAGAAGCUUCACGUGACUCCACGAGGAACUUUACCUCGCGUGAACACGGAACACUUCUCUUCCUCGUUAGCCUCGUAUACUAAGGAAGCAAGCGUCACACACUGAACGUGUCUAAGGUGUUAACGGCGAGGAUCAUCGUAUUCGUUAUGAAGCGAAGGUUUAUUUGGAAAUGUUUAAGCGCAAACCAGCAGAGACUAUCACCUCACCUCACACUUUUUAUUCUGUUCAGUCUGCGUCACUUCACCUUCCAGGAGUACGGGCUGCAGUGUGAGUGUGUUUGAAAAGAAUUCGUCCGUGUAAUCUGUAAUCCCGAGGCUUUCGCAGCACAUGAAAUCGAUGGUUAGGAUUUUACUUGAUAUAUCUGAGGAACGCAGAGAGUUCGGUCCCUGACCUCAUCUCUCGCCGCCUUCGUCCUUUUGAUUGUAAAAUGACGAUUAGCUUGAACAGGAGGUGCUGUGUUUGUGACAUUGUUAUGCGAUUAAAGGUUAAACCUUGUAUAUAUCUAUACAUAUCUAUAAAUAUAUUUGUAUGUAUAUAACAGUAAACACAACUUCUACAAGCUACACUGAAUUAAGCCAAACUUUCAUUUACUUUUUAUUAAUCAAUGGAAAUAUAACGAGCUAACAAAGUAUUAAUCGCCUAAAGUGGUUUAGGACUUUAUGACAAAGUGCUAAAUGUGCAUUUACAUAGCCUUUGUAGACCCACGGCGUACACACACACACACACACACAUUUGAGUCGCACUUUCAGGCCAGCCGACUCAGUAAGGCAGAAGAUUCCCACCACACGGCAGCACCGUCACAGAGUGUGUGUGUUUUCGAUGUCUACGCAAAGCGUCUACGCUCUGAAUGUCCGCACGUCGUCACUCUGUGUGUGUGUUUCGAGGUCAAGCUCGACCGUUUUUGUGGUUUUUUUCAGCACCGCAUUUGUCGCUUUUUGGUUCUCCGUCUUCCAAUUUUUUCAUUGUGGAAAAAGUUUUGUACUUUUAAAAUCUUAAAGCCUGAAUGUUACAUCACACUGUCUGUGAUGAGACAAACAACAACAACAAACUCCGCCCAGAUCUGCACUUUCGCUUCCUGAUAGACCUGUACUUCUGCUUUGAGCAUCUUUUAUUUUAUUUAGUCAUGUGCCAUAACAGUUAGCAGUUUUAUAUUUAAUGAACCAUGAAAAAAUCCUAAUGGUUGUGUUACAGUGCUGCUGCAUUUGAGCUGCAUCUGUGAUUUUAUUUAUGCACAAACAUGCACAAGUCCCCAUAUGUGUUUCCUCACUGUAUGGGGUUGCCAAAGUUAUUGUCGGGUUUCUAUUUAGUCACACAGAACGAAGUCUUGCCACAUUUAUCGUUAGCUGAAUAUCAAAUUCCAUUCAGACUAGCAUGCAGCGAACCGCCGAGAAACGCUUGAACGGAGGUCUUCUCAAUUCUGUGCACAUGAGGAACACUGUAAAGCAACACGUUCUGACAACUGGCCUGAGUGACUCCAUCCUAAGGACCAUGAGGUCCGACAUUUCUUCAGUUCUAGUAUGGGGUCAUGUAUGACUCUGCCAUAAACGUGUAUGGAGACAGUAUGAAUCAAUAUAAAGAGAUUAAUGCUAGUGUGAAUGUAGGGUACAGCUUCACACACUGACCAGAUUAACACACUGUUAUCACAUACACAGCUGAUAUGGGGUCAGUUCAUAAAGCUAGCUCUGAGAUGAGCUCUAGUGUGUGUGUAUGUGUGUGUGUGUGUGUGUGUGUGUGUGAGAGAGAGAGAGAGAGAGAGAGAGAGAGAGAAAGAAAUGUAGCACUGAAGGAGAAUCAGUAUGCCACAGAUCUAGGCUCUGGAGAACAGCCCUGUUUCUCCUGCAGAGAGACAGAACAUGUGAGAGACACUGUGGAAGAGGAGAGAGAAAGAGAGAUAGAGAGAGAGGGCAAGAUCUCAAAUCCUGGCAAAGACAGCAGUGUGAAAUGUAGGCCACCUGCUUUACCCAUCACAGCACAUUCAAAAGGUUCCACGUGCAGUCAGUUUGCUUUUCUCAGAGUGCCCUUGAGCGAGGCUUUACCUUUAAGUGCACUCCGAGAACACAAGCGUAAAGAACGUCUCGCGGGUUGUUCGUGAAUUUGACAUUCACGGGUGAGAAAAAGCUAACCGGUCCCCAGAAUAUUUUCUCAGAUAUUUUUAACACAUCAUUUUGUCUGUUUUAAAACAAGAGAUGCUACAGAAUCUGACCUGGACUGUGUCCUUCUCACCUGAUGUUGGGGUCAUCGUUCAAAAAAAAAAAAGCACAAUAUCACAACACCACCUAGAUGAUUUGGAGAUGACUUCUGUCCUGCAGUACCUUGGACCCGCCCCCUGGCCGCCCAGCCAAGCUCCUCGAGAUUUAUAGUUCAACCACAAGAGGGCGGUGAUGCUCACCGAUUCCAGGCUCCAGAACAUUCUAGAGAAACUUUCAUUGGAACGUUCUCUCUGACACACAGAGAGGGGACAGGCAGAAGGUCUCGGUCCGGCACUUUUUCAACUCCGUAUCAUCGCCGAGCUUGACCUCACCGCACUUAUAUGUUUGUAUAUUCUGUUCGCUGCUGUACAACCAGACACGGCCACCACGGGUUUGUUUUUACGUGGCCGAGAUUAUGCGCGUUCCCCCGGACACCAUGGACAAAAGCGGAGAUUGCGGGCACGCGCACCUUUAUCUGAUCGAAAAUAAACCAUUUCUCACAAAGGAACGUAGAAGAAAACCACUAAUACGUUGCAUGAAUGAGAACAUAGUGGAGAUUCCUAUGCAACAGCUGUGCAUGUUUAUCCAAAGGGGCUCAACCCCCAGCAAAAAGGACUGAUGAUGAUGAUUAUGAAGAAGGGUAAUGCAGAUAAUGUGUAUUAACUGAGAUGUGUCAUUAAAACAUUAUGUACCGGUAGUCUGCUGGACUCAUUACAGAGUUGUAUAUAUCA